UCAUCCUAUUGGAUAAACGUGAUUAUAAUAUGAAGUACACCUCCUGCAAACUCCACAGCUUGUUUCCCUAUAAACAAAUGAAAAAAGAUUCCCGAAAGGAAACUAGCGGAUGGGCUCUGAAAGAGCCACGAUGAGCGUUUCGGCAGGCGCAAAGGGUAACUCCAAACCUGCACGAGCGGCCAUUGACAGACAAGACAGCCCUUCUGCAUUGUUUAAUAUCCAUCCACUCGUGUGAUAACAUCACAUAAAGAAUCUCGUUUCAAUGGGUCACUGAUUUGUCAGAAUGGCUUCGGGGGAGACACUGGACGAGGAAAGCGGAGAUCUGGAUCCAGAUCAACCUCUUCAUACGUCUCUCUGGUUCGGUAUAUAUACAAGGAUGGGAUGAGCAAACCCCUCAACACAAACCCUUUUCUUUCCUCCACAGAAAUCGGGAAGAAAGAAAAUGGCAGCUUUCCACGUUCGUUCCAACAGCUUGCCUUCAAACCCGAACCCGCUUUCCGUCCUUCAAGUGGAUGAGCACUUGACCAGAUUGAGAUCCUCGAACACAGCCUCAACAUCGUCGUCGCCUUCAACCUGCCGAAAUCUAAACCAUCUUCACGAUUUGCUCGAGUGCAUCAACAAGAUGACGCUUCAGCAGUCCGUACACAGACAAGCUCUGUCGGGAGAGCAGAACAUGACAACUGUCGAGGAGCUUCUCGACGGUUCCCUGAGGCUCUUGGAUGUCUGUGGCGUCGCCAAGGACGCGCUCUCGAGCACGAAAGAGUGCCUCAGAGAUCUGCAAUCUGCGAUCCGGAGAAAAUCCGACGGAUUCUUGACCGAAGUCAAGAAAUACUUGGCCUGCAGGAAAUCGCUCAAGAAAUCAUUCCAAAACGUUUCAAAGAGCUUGAAGACAAGAGAUUCGAAACGCGAGGAAGACGAAACAAUGGCGAUCUUAAGGGAGGCCGAAGCAGCCACAGCUGAAGUGCUUGCAUCGGUCUUGUGCUUCGUCUCUGGUUCCAAAUCGCUGUCAAAGCCGAGCGGAAAAUGGUCACUGGUGUCGAAACUGGUCAGCCAGAAAAGAGCAGGAUCCGAGAAGGAAGAAGAAAACAGCGGAAACGAGUUCAUGGGAGUGGAUUCAGCAUUGGUUUCACUCGCUCGGACGAAAUCGGAGAAGGGAAUGAGGAUGGAGGAUCUUCAGAGGCUGGAGAUGAGCAUUGAGGACGUCGAGAAAGGGCUUCAAUGCGUAUUCAGGAGCUUGAUCGAACUCAGAGUCUCUGUCCUUAACGUUUUGGCCAACUGACUAGUCUUGUUAGAAUUCGAUUGACCAAAUGUAAAAUUGUUUCGGAAAUGGCAUGAAUAAAAGAUCAA
Messenger RNA from Tarenaya hassleriana, 1347 nucleotides. RefSeq lists its product as uncharacterized. The record is from RefSeq and is a predicted model, not a curated record. Gene Ontology annotation, biological process: root development; shoot system development. The coding region runs from base 443 to 1279 and encodes 278 amino acids. Lineage: Eukaryota; Viridiplantae; Streptophyta; Magnoliopsida; Brassicales; Cleomaceae. The transcript has a single exon.